CAUCAACUCCUCCAUUCGCCCAUCAUGUCCGCCCCACGAAUCCUCUCCGCCCUCUUCCGACCCUCCUCCUCUCGAACCUUCACCAGCACCGCGACCUCGACCUUCCGAUCACAGCCCUCCUACCGACCACGCCCCUCAACACAAUGGCGAACCAACCCCUCCUCGUCACGAUCCUACCGCCGCCAAGCCUUCAACUACCAACGCUUCUCCACCACAAAAUCCUACCUCCGCGCCUGGUCGCAACGGCCCACCUUCUACUACGAAGUCGGCGGCCUCGGAGCCACUUGCGGAGGGUUUUACAUCUACAACCUCGAGCCCGUGGCCGUUACAGGGCGUCGACGCUUCAACGUCGUCAGUCCUGGACGGGAAGCGGAGAUGGGAUUGCAAAUGUACAACCAAACCCUGCAGGAGUUCUCGUCGAAACUAUUGCCGGCGCAUAGUUCUGAACAUCGCAUGGUGUCCCGGGUGCUGGAGAGACUGAUUCCGCACUCGGGAUUGUCGGACGAGGAGAACAAGUGGGAGCUGCACGUCGUGGAUGACCCGAUACCGAAUGCUUUCGUCAUUCCGGGUGGGAAGGUGUUCGUCUUCCGAGGUAUUCUGGACAUUGCUCGCGGCGAGGACGGACUCGCAGCUGUCCUGGGCCACGAGAUCGCUCACAACGUCGCCCACCACGCAGCAGAACGCAUGUCUCGCUCGUUCAUCAUCCUCCCCUUCGCCGUCAUCGGAUCCCUCAUCGUAGGACUCGACGUGGGCAUCGGCAACGGGCUCGCCAAGCUCGCAUUCGAGCUCCCCGGCUCACGGAAAGAGGAGAGUGAAGCGGACUACAUCGGUCUAUUGAUGAUGGCCCAAGCGUGUUUCGAUCCGAAAGCGGCGAUUGGGUUGUGGCAGCGUAUGGAGAGUAUGGAGGGCAAACAGGGAGGUGCGCCACCGGCGUUUUUGAGCACGCAUCCGAGUAGUCAUGAUCGAGGGGAGAAGAUUCGCGGGUGGUUGGGAAAGGCGGAGGAGGUGUAUCAGAGAGGGGAGUGUGGAGGGAUGGGAGGGUAUAUGAGUGGGUUCAAGGAGGUGACGGAUUUUUCGAGGUGGUCAUAG
This is a messenger RNA of Zymoseptoria tritici IPO323, 1089 nucleotides long. RefSeq lists its product as uncharacterized. Gene Ontology annotation, molecular function: metalloendopeptidase activity. The coding region runs from base 25 to 1089 and encodes 354 amino acids. Gene Ontology annotation, biological process: mitochondrial protein processing; protein quality control for misfolded or incompletely synthesized proteins. The record is from RefSeq and is a predicted model, not a curated record. The transcript has a single exon. NCBI's taxonomy places the organism in Eukaryota, Fungi, Ascomycota, Dothideomycetes, Mycosphaerellales, Mycosphaerellaceae. Gene Ontology annotation, cellular component: mitochondrial inner membrane.